AUGGCCGACGUGGAGAUGAGUGAUGCGCCUGUCGCCAAAAAGGCCGAGGGCUCUAGCAGCAAGAGUGUUGAAGGCAAGAAGAAGUUUGAGGUCAAGAAGUGGAAUGCAGUAGCUCUAUGGGCUUGGGAUAUUGUUGUCGACAACUGUGCGAUUUGUCGAAACCACAUCAUGGAUCUCUGUAUUGAGUGCCAGGCCAACCAGGCUUCCGCUACCAGCGAAGAGUGCACCGUGGCUUGGGGUAUCUGCAAUCAUGCUUUCCAUUUCCAUUGUAUUUCGAGAUGGCUGAAGGCUCGAUCCGUCUGUCCUCUGGACAACCGCGACUGGGAGUUCCAGAAGUACGGACGAUAA
Fusarium sp. VM40 is the source of this 348-nucleotide messenger RNA. The record is from the annotation of a GenBank genome assembly. NCBI's taxonomy places the organism in Eukaryota, Fungi, Ascomycota, Sordariomycetes, Hypocreales, Nectriaceae.